CCCUGCCUGAGUCCGUAAGGCCUACAAGUAUCCUAAAAGAACACUGCGCUGCACAUCAUUAAGCUUUCAAGAUGAAUAUAUUCCUUCCUGUGCCAGUGCGAUCCCCCAAAUCGCAUCCAAGUAAGGAAGAGAUGAGGUGCCCAUCACCAGAACUUGCAAGGAUGCAUUUGAUCAAAGGCAAAGAUGCCAUAGAUCGUUAUUUGGCCGUGCAUAUCAAAGGAUUGUCAAAACAAGAGGCUGCUGCUUACCGGAAUUCAUACAAGAAGAACAUCUGCAUAGACAUGCUGCGACAGGGUUAUCACAAGUCUUUCGCCGAGCUCUUUACUCUGAUAGACCACUGGAAUGCCUUGAGGGAGGCUGCAGGGCCUGGGUCAGCCAUAUGGCUGGAGAAGUCCCUGGCGGAACAGCCUGAUAAACUGGAUCAGCUUCACCACUUCCUGACCAGGGCUGAGGCAGCCCUACGAUCAGAAUUCUAUGAUGAGGUGUACAUAAACCAGCUGAAUUUGGCCUAUUGCUUCAACAAACCAGAAGACAGAUGGCUAAGGAAUUACUUCUAUGAACAAAGCUACAAAACUGCUCAGCUGAUUAAAAUAGAUGGUGGAAGGAGAGAAGCUGAAGCACAUUCAAAUAUGGGCCUUGUUUAUGAGGAGGAAGGUCAGUUCCUGAAAGCCGUAGAACAUUAUGAAGCAUUCUAUCAACUGACAGUGGGACGGAUAUGGAAAGAUGAUACAGGCAAGACUCUCACUUCACUAGCCUGUGAGCAUCUCUGGAGAAUUUACACAUUACUAGCAAAAAAAAUGCUAGGAAAUAAAGAACACCAACAGGCCAUCAAAACUCUAAUAAAAGCACUUGAAAUGGCAAAAGAAGCGGGGAACAAAAAGAUGGAAGGAGAAGCUGCCUACUGUUUGGGUCUAGCAUAUCAUACAGUUGGAGAAGAACAGACAGCAAUAGAAAAGCUAAAUACUUAUCUGGAAAUAUCCAAACUACUGGGAGAUUUUGCUGGUUUAGGGAGAGCAUAUCAGGCUAUAGCUCAGGUCCUGGUAAGUCUUGGAGAAGUGGAGGAAGCUAUUAACUACAUGGAAAAGUUUAUGCUUAUUGCCAACAAAGUUAACCUUGGCCCAAGUAAAGUAGAUGCAUGUACAUUCCUUGGAAAUAUUUACAACCAAAGAGGUAACUACUCCAAGGCCUGCGAAUAUUUUGAUCAGGCAUUUGAUACAGCAAAUGCUCUUUCGGACUGGGCUCUAGUGAGCGAGGCAAAGGUAUAUUGUGGCAUUGGGAAAGCUCAUAACAUGAUGCUGAAAUAUAACAGUCGUACAGAAGCUGCAGAUUACGCCAACAUCAAGUACCUGGUGGCCUGGAAGGAGAACCGAACUGACAUGUUCACUGACCCUUUUCCAGUUGGUGGCAAGACAGAAGAAAAGGUUGAACGUGUACUUGGAUCCACUCCUGCUUCAGACAUUGUCUGAGCUAUGGGAGAGCUUCUGAAGCUGAUGAAUGAGUUUAAGAAGAUACUUAUUAGGAGAAGCACAAUGAAAGUUUGCAUUUCAUUUUGGAACGUUAAUAGGGGAGCACAUGGCAAGUAUAAUCAGAUACAUGUUUUAAUGUGUGUUAUCUUUCAUGUCCACAAUUGUCAACAUACAGCAGCACAUUAAAAGAAUUCCAGAAGAAGAUUACUUUUUAUUCAUUGCCUAACUGGCACCUUAUUCUACAAGGUGACCCCCAGUUAACUGCUUGGUGCCUUCAUUUCCAUCAAAAAUGAAUGAAUGCGAUGGAUUUGUCCGACUAGAUACUGUAAAGAACAUUAAAUAUAUUCUCAGGUGUACAUGUGUCAAGUAACUGGUUUGCAUUUUGUCCGUUAGGAUUAUAGCUGGUGCUGCCUCGGAACUUACCAAGUGAAGUUCACAAUGAUCUCCUGGAUUCUCUCCUUCAGCAGCACAGAAAAAAGCUUUGCUGCACAUACAUCUCCCCUGCAUCUGUGACAUGCUCAUGGGUGGCUGCAGACUUUAGAAACCUUAUGGGAAUUGCUUCCAUUGCAGGGUGUCCAGACUCGGUGCUCUGCCUUUUGUCCCCUCUUGCCCCUCUUGAGAACAACUCAAAACAUAUCAUUUGGCUGCUCUGUAGGACGUUGGUGUAGAAUGACCCCAGCCAAUCAGGCCCAUAAGAGGAGGAUGGGAAGGAACAAGCACCUCUCCCAACACAGGGGAUUCAAAGCAGCACAAUUUCUUGUUGCUGCUUUGCAGCACCUUCCUUGUGCUUUUGAUUUAAAUUUAGACCUAGUGCAAAAAAAGAUAAUGAGUGAGCAGCAUGACCAGUCAUUGGUAAGGAAGUAGAGAAGCCCCUCCCCUUUCCAUGUUAUCUCUCCCCUGAUUUCUUCUUUCCUGUUAUUUCUCAGAGCGCCCCCCCCCAAUUUGGUCAGGCCCAUUCAUUGGAGCUUCUGCACUGCAAGACUUCCUGGCAGGGGUAGAGGUGGGGGGGGGGGUUUCAGACUGAGGGCCACAUUUCCUUCUGGACAAUCUUUCAGGGGCCGUAUGCCACUGGUGAGAAGGGCCAGAAGCAAAAGUGGAUGGAGAAAUACAUGUAAAUUUUACCUUUCUAUAGUCGACAUACCCCUCUCUAUAUCCUCCACCCAGGGAAACAAGGGCCAUCACAUCCCAGCAAGGCAAAUAACACUCAAGAAGGAUGUGAAGCAAGGCUGGUGGGAGAGGCAGGUGCCUGAAGAGGAGUGUGUCUUGGAGAGAAUCUUAAGAGACAAGUAGAGAGGCCUGGAACAACACAUUUGGCUCCCAGGCCUGAGGUUCCCCACCUCUGCUUCAUGGGCAUAGCCAGAAUUUUUUGUUAAGGGGGCAGAACCAAUGUGAUUGGCCAGUUAGUUAAGUAUUUCUACUGUUUUACUUGAUCAGGGAGGAGGGGGCACCUAUGCCCAUGCUCUGCUUUCUGGCAAAACUGCUCCAUUCCCAAAAAUAUAUUUGUCCCAAUAAGGAAAGCACUCAACAUCAAUGUUCUGAUUUUGCAGGGUAUGUGCAUAUGCAUGUGUUUCAUUCCAGAAGGGGAAGGGGGAAGUGUGUGCGUCUUUAAGUCAGACCUGGUACUAAAAAACAAUGGUCAAUCCCUGAAGAAAAAGCAAUUCUCUAAUAACUUGAGAGCGGGGAGUAGAGCUCAGCUGCAUCAGGCAACUCAAGUGGGUGGGUGGGCAUGUCAUGGAACUGGCAGGAAGACAGGAAGGGGGAAGAGGAAAGGAUCCUAAGGAGGCGGGUGUAGCCGGGACUGGGACACACCAGAGCAAGAAGGGGAUGACGACGGAAGUACUGACAGGCUGACAGAGGAUGGCGAAGGGGUGGGGAUCAGUGCACAGGAACCAGAGGAGCAGGAGCCAGAGCCAGAGCGGCCCCUGUCUCCAUUAACAAGGCAAGCUCAAGGAGGCUGAGGCAGGCAAGGGCCCACAGCCCAGCUCCCUAGCUGGCCAGGUGGAGCUCGCUAGCUCUGGCAGGAGAGAUGUGAUUCCUCAGCUGGCUUGGAACAGGUGAGGGUCACGUGCCUCAUCAAGCGCAGGUGCUGCAAUCAGUGUGCAAAGGGCAAAAGGGAAGCAGAGCUGAGGUGCUUUAUUUGCUCAACUGCCCAUGUUGGACCUUGGCUUGGAUGCACCUGGACUUCUAUGGGACUGUGCUUCGGGUUUGACUCUGGACUGUAUCCUGACUGCUGGACUUCAGACAUGGCUACUUGGAUUGACCCUGGACUGUGUUUCCUGACCUUUAGACUUUGCUUUUGUGGAUUGACCCUUGGACUUUGGACCUGGAAUACUGACAGGUAGGCCAGGGGUUCGGGACAGGGGGCAUCAAAAGCAGCCCUGUCCUCCUCCCAUACAUUUUGUCUUUCGUGCCUUCUUUCCCUGAGUUUGCUUUGUCCUAGUCCUAGGAGCUUCUGCAUUGCAUGCCCUUUAGGCAAAGAAUGAUCUUCCAUUCUGAAAGAUAAUAAGUAAAGCCUCUUGUACCUGUUUGCUGCUUUGCAGGGAGAAGGGGGAAUGAAAAAGAGAAAAGUGCGUAUGUGCAUGUGUAUGUAUUCUUCUAUUCUCUUCUAUUGAGUGGGAGACGGGAGACAAGGAAUAUGAAGUAGCUUUAGGCAGAGCAAUGUUUACUCUGAUGUGCAUGAGACCCAUAAAACAGACAAAAUGGCCAACUCUUGGACCCUGCACUCUGCUCUUUGUGUGGAAGCUGGUCCUUCCAAAUAUAGUGGUACCUCGGUUUAAGUACACAAUUGGUUCCAGAAGUCUGUACUUAACCUGAAGCGUACUUAACCUGAAGCGAACUUUCCCAUUGAAAGUAAUGGAAAGUGGAUUAAUCUGUUCCAGACGGUCCGCGGAGUACUUAAACUGAAGUGUACUUAACCUGAAGCAAACUUUCCCAUUGAAAGUAAUGGAAAGUGGAUUAAUCCGUUCAGACGGGUCCGCGGAGUACUCAACCUGAAGCAUACUUAACACAAAGUAUGAGUGUAAUUGGUUCUGGAAGUCCGUACUUAACCUUAAGUGAACUUUCCCAUUGAAAGUAAUGGAAAGUGGAUUAAUCCGUUCCAGACGGGUCCACGGAGUACUUAAACUGAAAGUACUCAAACCGAACCAAUACUUAAACCGAGGUAUGACUGUACAUCCUCAAGCAGAAUAUGAGAUAAUUCAUUUGUUGAUGCUUCUCAGUGAAAAAUUACAGGCUAUAAAUACAUUACAAAGGACAUGAAACAGGCAGAGUAAAGUACUUCUGAGACCUGUUUGUGUAAAUGGAAGAGUGAGUUAUGCAUAGGCCACGUGAGCAAGGAAGACUCCUGAACACAGUGGCUUACUUCUGAGGAAAGAGGUGUUGGAAUGUGUUGUCAGGACAGAUGAACAACCAUCAUUUAAUAUAUGUUUGUGUGUGAUACCUCUUGAUAGACUGAGAAGCCUGUGAAUGUCUUGGGUUUUUGGUUGAGAUGAUCUGGCUCUGUUGCAUGCCCACCCAGUUUCAGUCAGUUGCCAAAUCUGGUUACUCCUGCUUGCAGCAGAAUUCCUUGUUGUGGUUCCAAUGUUUCAAGGCCUAAAUCUGCCUCUGACUACUGUUAGCUGCCCUGGCGGCCGGGCCCUCCACCCCAGUGGACCCCAGCUGCCAUGGCUCAAGAGCUUUGUGGAAAUUACAGAUUUUGAUGAACUGGUCCUCUUGCUUUUACUUUGCUUCUCCCACAGUCCAUUGUGAGAAAAGAGCAUUGCCAGUGUAUUCAAAACCUGACAAUACAUUUGGUGGUGAUGGCUGAAGAAAUGCCUGAGGUGAUAAUAUCUAAGCAGAAGAGAGCCAAGAUUUAUGACUUCAAAAAUGACUCCUGUCAGCCUGCUGUUCUUGGAGAACUCUGAGCUAACACACACUAAAUGCUCUGAGAGGGAUGUAAACACAAAACACACUUGCUCAUGCAUAUUUUUCAGUAAUGUUAAUAUAAAUGACAAACUCUUAUCAAGGGAAAAUUGGUUCCUUUGUGGUUCCAUAUAAAGUUUAAGCAUUUGUCUGUAAACUGUGCAGAUUUCCAUAAUAACAGUAAAUAGAUCCCUAACUGUGACAAAUACUUUCAAAACAUUGCAAUGGUGGACUAAUAUGCCAACCUUGCUGUGUUGGAAGCUUGCUGGGAUAGCUUAGAUGUCAGGCUGAGUGUUCCACAGCAAACACCUUUCUGAGAACCUUGAGGAGUCUGGAAGGGGAGCAAAAAAGCAAGACCUGUUUGGAAGCCAAAGUCUACAUAUUAAUUUCAAUUUGUGCACUCCGCGUAUGACUUAGCUGGAUCUUCCCCACUGUUUUUACAUGAAAGACCAAAUCAAAUUGGAGGAGCAGUGUAUCCUCAGUGAGAUAAAGCAUUAUUAUGGGUUUGGUGGGGGGGUGAGUCUGGAUGAUAUUUGUGGGUCUCUUCCGAACUUGUGAUGCUGUGUAUCUGAGGGCAAAAUCUAUAAUGGGAAACCAGCCAUACCUAUUCCCUUGUUAUGGCAACAGCCUUAGCUGGCCAGUUAAGUACUGUUGUUUACAUUACCUAUUGCAGUUGGUUGAUUCUACAGCCUUUUCUUCCAUGACAUAAAGGACGCUUCUAAAAUGCUUGUCAGGGAGUAUUCAAGGAAAAGAAGGGUAAAUGGCAAUUAUUCCUUCCCACCCACCACCUACCCAAGAUCCAAGUUUCUUAAUAGCAAGCCUAGGGAAGAAUGUUUGUAUCUGCAUCUCACCCACCCACCUGGAGACUUUUGCACGCAUCCCCUCUCUCAAGAAGCAGAAAUGAGGAUGGGGCAGAAGUAAGUAAUUGUGUUCAACGGGGCACCCAUGACUCUGCACCAGCCUGACUCAUUUCUGCCUCUUGGCCUCCCUCACCCACCCCUCCUGCUUCAGCUUCUGCCUCCGAUUCUGGACUUCUUUCAACCCAUAGCUGUCAACUUUCCCCUUUUUUUUGCUGGAAAUUCCCUUAUUCCAGCACCGUUUCCCACUGCUAUCCUGGAUUGUUAGAUAUACCGUAGACUGUCCCCAGGACAGGUGAGGCUGCUGAUCCCUUAUUUUCAAAUCCGAAAGUUGACAGCUAAUGUUUCAACCACAGGCUUUCCCAG
This is a messenger RNA of Zootoca vivipara (common lizard), 6589 nucleotides long. RefSeq names its product tetratricopeptide repeat domain 29 (gene TTC29). The record is from RefSeq and is a predicted model, not a curated record. NCBI's taxonomy places the organism in Eukaryota, Metazoa, Chordata, Lepidosauria, Squamata, Lacertidae. Gene Ontology annotation, cellular component: sperm flagellum. Gene Ontology annotation, biological process: cilium movement. Gene Ontology annotation, molecular function: protein binding.